AUGGGUGCCAAUCAGUUCGUUUUAAAUUCAAUAGCCAAUUGCCGGUUGCCAUUCAAAAUGAAACCUCCUCUGAAGUUCCCAUCCAGGCAGAUUUUAAAGGCCUUAGCUACUCGAGUAACUCCAAACAUGACUCGGACAAUUCAAGAAUUAAAAGACCAGGGUAUUCUGGAGAGACCACCAACUCUAGACCCUGGAUUCUUUUCAAAGACUGAUGGGGGACUACGUCCCAUUUUCGACCUCAGAGCCUUAAAUACUCACAUAGUGACAAAGCAUUUUCAUUUGAUAUCUCAGACGAUUCCUCCGUGUCAUUUACGAUGGCGAGAUCCUCCAGUUGACAGCCUUGCCGUUUGGCCUGUCUUCAGCCCCCCGUACCUUUGCAGCGGUGUCGAACUGGGUUGCGGAAACCCUGCGAAACCGAGGUAUUCGUUUGCUGGUGUAUCUGGACGAUUACCUGUUAGUAUGCCAGGACAGAUCCAAGUUGAUUGCUCAGGUUGCGGAAACGCUGGCAACCUUGGAGUCUCUGGGUUGGCAUGUAAAUUACCAAAAGUCGGUGAUAGAGCCCACACAAGAGCUGCAAUAUUUAGGCCUGGUUUGGAAUACCCAAAACUUAACGUUAGCUCUGCCAACCCAGAAGGUCCUCAGAAUAAAGAGGACUCUGUCAAAGUUGUUAGAGAGGAACAACUGCUCUCUAAGGGAACUUCAAAGUUACACGAUCUAACCCUUCUGGAAGUUUCUAAGGAUAAAUUUAUUGAAACAGAAAAUAACAUAACAUUUUGGCCAAGGUUUGGUUCUAAGACUGACUCAGGAACCUACAGACAAUCUGGUUGGUUCCUUACAAAGCACCAAGACCAUCGCAUAUGUCCUGUAACUCAUGUGAAAGACUUAGUGAAGGCCUCGGAGGUCAGACGCAGGAUGGGAAAGAACUUACAAUGUCUUUUCAUCACAGUGACGGGACAGGUGAAGCCAGCAUCCAGAACUGUUAUUUCUGGGUGGCUGCGUUCAGUGUUUAAGCAGGCCAAGAUAGAUGAGUCGCCAGGAAGCAUCAGGUCUGCUGUAGCAUCUCGGGGAUGGCUAGAUAAUAGACCAAUACAGGAGAUUCUGGAGCGAGGAAAUUGGCAUUCUGGACCACAAUGU
This is a messenger RNA of Brenthis ino (lesser marbled fritillary), 1134 nucleotides long. Lineage: Eukaryota; Metazoa; Arthropoda; Insecta; Lepidoptera; Nymphalidae. The record is from the annotation of a GenBank genome assembly.